UCCGCCGCGGACUAUUCACGCAGCAUCGGCCGUUGGACCCACAUUUCUAUAUAUGUGUCGCACGCGCGUAUGCGUGCACACACUCACACACCCACACACAUACACACACACGCACCCACUACACGCACACAUGCACGAAAACACGCACACUCGCUUACUCACUGACGCGUGUGCCGAUGCAAAAACGCAGGAAAGAGAAGAGAAAAGCGCGAAUCAAACCGUGAUCAAAUGUUACCAGCCACCCUUAGAGCGAGCCGUGCAAUGACAACAGCGCGUGUGACUGACGUGUGACACUAUAUAGUACAGUAGGAGGAACUUGUGUGAACAGACUGCGAAAAAGUGAACAAAGUGCCAAGUUUCGAGCAGUUCUGUAUCCGCGGAUCUCUCUUUCGAGUUCAGAAAGAAAAGUUCAGAGAGCCAUCAGUCAGACGAGGAGAAACACGAGUUUGAUCUUGAAUUUGGAAUCGACACGACUCCUCCGGUGAAGAAAAGGUUGAUCGACGUCGACACUCGGGUCCUCGAGAGGCUGGAUUCCACAUCGAGAAGCUAGAGAUCACUCGGUAUCGAGGUCGGAUACGCUAGAGGUGGAGUCACGUGUGAAGCGAGCCGAAGUGGCCACACUUUUACUUGCGAACGCGGCGUCAUUUUCGUCGGUCAACAGAAAUGGCGUCAGCGGCGGCAGAACUGGUUGUCGAGAGAGAGCCGGAACCGAUAAUCGAGAUGACAGACACGAAUCGAACGUUCGUGGGCGCUCAAGGGCUGGUGAAAAUGGCCUUGGACCAUUACACGGAAAUCCUCACCACGGUCUCGGACCCUCGAGUCAGCGACUGGCCUCUGAUGGACUCGCCGAUACCAACCUUCUUCAUCGUCCUUCUCUACCUGUACGGAGUGACGAUACUCGGGCCGCGGGUGAUGGCCAACCGGAAACCGUUCAAACUCAGGGGAACUUUGGUAGCGUACAACGCGUUUCAAGUAGUCUUCUCGUUAGGGAUGCUGUACGAGCACCUGAUGUCCGGCUGGUUGCUAGACUACAGUUACAAAUGUCAACCUGUAGACUACUCUCACAACCCGUCCGCGCUGCGAAUGGCGAAUCUAUGUUGGUGGUACUUCAUCAGCAAAUUCACAGAAUUCGCUGACACGAUAUUCUUCGUUCUGCGAAAGAAAGACAGCCAAGUGACGUUUUUGCACUUGUACCAUCACUCUCUAACACCUUUGGAGACAUGGAUCUGCGUGAAAUUCAUCCCUGGAGGACACGGUACUUUGGGAAACCUAAUAAAUAACGCGGUGCAUGUAAUAAUGUACAUGUAUUAUAUGGUGUCUGCGAUGGGACCGGAGUAUCAAAAAUAUUUAUGGUGGAAGAAGCACCUCACUACGGUGCAGUUGGUGCAAUUCUUCUUAGUGUUCGUGCACAGUGCUCAAGCUUUAGUCUUCGAUUGCGGUUACCCUAAACUGGUGGCAGCGCUUCUUCUGCUUCAUUCGACGAUCUUCUUCGCCCUCUUCUCAGACUUCUACCGUCAAGCGUAUAACAAAGACAGAACGAAGAAGAAGCUGAAGGACGAAUAAACGAAGGACAUUAUCGCGCGUUUUUUUUUUUUUUCUUUCUUUUCAAAUUCAUCCUCCGAUAUGCUCCAACGCGUCGAUCUCUCAGCCACGAUCGCGUGCACGAUCGAAAAUCACGAAUUCGGUUUAAAUGAGCAAGAAGCAUCUACGAAAAUUUUAUCACGUCGUCGUGUCGAAAAAUCGUUAUCGGUAGGUACGAAUUGUGACAAAGAUAUUCGAGUUAUACGUCUGGAUUCGUGAGUUCGGUCGUCUGGAGGAUCGAAACGAUUGUUCGAUUGGAGUGGAGCUUACAGAUUUCCUUCCGUAUGGAAGAGGAUUUCACUCGUUAUCCCUCCUAUCCUCUGCAGGGCAUCUCAGGUUUCGCGAACAGCUCGGACCAGGGCUUCCGAAGCACUCGCUCUUUGAGAAAAUCUCGAUGACUAGCUAUUCGAGACGGAUACGGGUAACAUUAUCGUUCAAAUUAACGUAUUUAAUGUAACGAACGAUCCAAGAAUCUUCGGUAAAAGCAAUCGAGAUCUGUUUUCAGCUCAUGGUUUACGUUCGCGCGAAAAAAAGUGCAUCGAAAACCCGUAGAAUCGACGUAGCUUGAUACAUCGAUCGGUCCUUGGUGUCGUCAAUUCAGUGCACCUUUUCUUUUUUUUUUUUUUUUUUUUUUUUUUGUACUACAGAUGCUACGCGUCGCCGGAUCUGUAAUUAAGAUUACUGUAAAUAAUAGGAUUAGUAAACGCCACGAGGUAUUAUCCUCGCGGUUUUAUUUAACAUAACAUGCGUGUUUUGAGUCAAUUACAAGAUAUAAUUGUCAACUUUUAUAAUUGUUAGAAGAAGGAGCUUAAUUACAAGAGCUUUUCUUUAAUUAAGUUAAUUAACUUAAUUAAAGAAAAAGAUUCAUUCGUUUAGAUAGAAAACAAACGUUCAAUUGAAUGUUCAACGAUUCAUCUCACGAACGUUCAAGCUCAAUCUUCUGAUUUCAUUUAUUUAUAUCUUUCUCAUUACUAUUACUAUAAUCGCGUGCUUUCGAGUAUUUAAAGCAACCUCAUAAACGACGAAUCAGAAGUGAAUAUGCUCGCAUAUUGCACGUAAGAUUAAAAAAAAUGUAUAAUAGCGAGUCAACGUCAACCUUCACAUCUAUCGCUGAAGCAGAAACACACAUACAUGUGCGUGCACGUACGCAUAGAUACACUGCGUGUAUUUUUAAAAAUGAAAUUUCACCCACUUAUUGACAUAACCAGGCUCCGCUGCCAUACAUGAACGCACACGACAGAAUUUCGCAUUGAUUAUCACAAGAACUUUCCUGUCAAUAUCUCAGUGAUAAAAGAAAAACGAUUCACGUCGUCGAGAAGAGAACAAUUAUCACUGAACAAUGACAAUAAUGUUCGAUUUGUAAUUGAUUGUCGCUGGUAUAGCAAAGACUAUUUGACAAACGUGUGUAACGUGUGAGAACAAAAGAAAGAAAAGAAUGAUGAUGUGUCGCUACGCGUUGCUCGCCGAAGAUUCUCGGGCCUACAUACAUUGGGGGUUAAAUGUCACUCACUCGAUUUUAUAAGAGAAAACAAUGAAAAAAUAACGGAACGUUAACGAUAAGCGACAACCUCCGUUACAAGCAGGUGCGAAACUUUCCUCGAAAGCCAACAGAGUAGAGGCACUCUCUACUUUAUCGAUUCAUUACACCCCUUCAAGAGGGAUGGGCAGAGAUGCCCAUCUCUGUUGUGAAAAACGAGCGGGAAAAAAACAAAUCUGACAUUUAGCAAUACAAUAAUUUGUUUAAGGAUCUAUCAUCGAACCUCAUUUUAAAGUUAUAAUUUAUUUAGUGUGCACCGCGCAUGAUAGAACUCUCCUGUAAAUAUGUAUUCUCUUUUAUUUCUUUUGUAAAAUGACAAAUAAAUGUUAAUAAUUUA
This is a messenger RNA of Frieseomelitta varia, 3455 nucleotides long. RefSeq names its product elongation of very long chain fatty acids protein AAEL008004. NCBI's taxonomy places the organism in Eukaryota, Metazoa, Arthropoda, Insecta, Hymenoptera, Apidae. Gene Ontology annotation, biological process: very long-chain fatty acid biosynthetic process; fatty acid elongation, polyunsaturated fatty acid; fatty acid elongation, monounsaturated fatty acid. The record is from RefSeq and is a predicted model, not a curated record. Gene Ontology annotation, molecular function: fatty acid elongase activity. The transcript has 5 exons. Gene Ontology annotation, cellular component: endoplasmic reticulum membrane. Bases 664 to 1563 code for a protein of 299 amino acids.